UUGCAAACUGUACUUAUUUGCAUUAAAAAAAUCAUUUGCUGUACUGUAUUUAUAUUUGCAUUAAGAAUUUAUAAUCAUUUCUGUUGUUGCACGUUGAGGGGAUGAAGGAAGGCAAGGUUAUGGAACUCUUCCUUAUUUUACCAGAGGAAGUAUGUGGCUAUGUGCUGUUUUCAGUAGACCAUCGCUCAGUUUAGAUAAGUCUGCAGAGCAGUGAAGGCCACUCACAACACAACUGCUCUUACUGCUGGCCUUCGGUCUGAGACCAGGGCAGUAUUUCUUUACUCUAAACCACCUGCUUCAACUUUAUUGGGAGCAGCUAGCCAGAACUGAAGCUUUGCCCUCUGAAGGAAACAUGGAUAUUUAGCUGCUUAAAGUGAAAGCAUCCGUAGAGUUGCGGCCUCUAAACGGCCAUCAUGGGGAAUGUGAUGAGGCAGGAAAAGACAAACCCAGAGCCAGACAACUCUGAUAGCAUGUUUAAAGCUUGUUCAUCUACAUUUACAGACUGUGACAGUCUUGUGGUGCUCUCUGAUUACCCAUGUCGAGACAUUAGUGAACCGAUCUUUAAGAUCGGGGACAAACUCAAAGGUCUUUCUCAAGAGGGUUGCUGGUGGAAAGUACGUUCUCGUCAACAAGGAACUGAGAAUUACAUUCCAAGUAAUUAUGUGGCAAAGGUUUAUCAUGGAUGGCUGUUUGAGGGGAUUAGCAGACAAAAGGCAGAAGAGCUUUUGUUACUGCCUGGUAACGGUGUUGGAUCAUUCCUUAUUAGAGAAAGUCCGCAAGAGAGAGGUGUAUAUUCUCUCUCUGUGAGACACAGGACCAUAAAGCACUAUAAAAUAUUCCGUCUGACUAAUAGCUGGUACUACAUCUCCCCACGGCUUACCUUUCAGUGUCUAGAGGACAUGGUCAAUCACUACUCUGACUCAUCAGAUGGUAUAUGUUGUGCUCUCAGCACUCCGUGUCUAGCUCUGUCCAACCCUGCGUCGAGAACAACCCGGGAAGCACCACCUGUGGUAAUGCGCCAUAACUUGGAUUGGAAGAAUGUGAAUAAGUCACAGCUGAUGAGCACAGGCGAGCUGGAUAACAUGGACAGCAAAGAUAACAUGAUGAGCUACGGUGUGAGGAGCAGCAUAGCUGCCUAUCUGUCUUUAACAUCAGUACCUGAGCUAGAGAACGCCAAAGGCCGCAAGAAGAAGGGGAAGUCUGUCUACGUGAUGCCUGACCACAGUAAUAGAAAUGCAGAUGAGGACUAUUAGUUUAUGAGCAUAGACAUUUAAACUAUCGACACAAUGCUAUGGACUGUAAUAUUUUUGCACUGGGUUAAGCAAAUCUUUCGCAUACAUGUCCAGGUCACUUUUCUAUGGAAGCCUUUUCCGCCAUGGAUAAAAAAAAUAUGAAAGCAUAAUUGUGACUUUUUAACUAAGACUCAGAAUUGUGGGAUAUAAACAUAUUUUUUUCUUUGCACUUUUUUUCUUGCACUUCUGAGUUUACAUUUCCC
Messenger RNA from Cyprinus carpio (common carp), 1495 nucleotides. RefSeq names its product src-like-adapter. Gene Ontology annotation, molecular function: protein binding. NCBI's taxonomy places the organism in Eukaryota, Metazoa, Chordata, Actinopteri, Cypriniformes, Cyprinidae. The record is from RefSeq and is a predicted model, not a curated record.